UUGCCAUCAGUGCAACGCGGCUAAUUGGAGACUCAACAUCGUCAAGCAAAAUGGAACCCUAAAGGAUACAGUGCGCGAAAGGAUUAGCCUCAAGGCUCGUGUGGGGGAAUAUCCCUGAUCCCUGCCAGAAAUAAAUAAAGAAUACUUUCGCGUUUGCCUAAAUUCCAUAAAUCCAAUCAAGGAUAAUGUCCGGCACUACGGAAUCGGACGCCGAAAAGGCGCUGGGCUCUCGCCUGGAUUACGAUUUAAUGAUGGCCGAGGAGUAUAUCCUCAGUGAUGUGGAGAAGAAUUUUAUAUUGGCCUGCGAGCGUGGUGAUAUUCCGGGUGUUAAAAAGAUAAUCGAGGAAUAUUUGGGCUCCGAUAAGUUUAACAUUAACUGCACGGAUCCCAUGAACCGUUCGGCUCUGAUUUCGGCCAUCGAAAAUGAGAACUUCGACCUGAUGGUGCUCCUGUUAGAGAACAACAUAGAGGUGGGCGACGCCCUGCUCCAUGCCAUUUCCGAGGAGUACGUGGAGGCUGUCGAGGAGCUGCUGCAGUGGGAGGAGACCAACCACAAGGAGGGCCAGCCCUAUAGCUGGGAGGCAGUGGACCGUUCGAAGUCGACCUUCACCGUGGACAUCACGCCCCUUAUCCUAGCGGCCCAUCGGAACAACUACGAGAUACUCAAAAUCCUGCUGGAUCGCGGUGCCACGCUGCCAAUGCCGCACGACGUCAAGUGCGGCUGUGAUGAGUGCGUAACCUCGCAGACUACCGACUCCUUACGCCACUCCCAGUCUAGGAUCAACGCCUACCGGGCCCUGUCGGCCAGUUCACUGAUUGCGCUCAGCUCUCGGGACCCUGUACUGACCGCCUUCCAAUUGUCCUGGGAACUGAAGCGCCUGCAGGCCAUGGAAUCGGAGUUUCGUGCCGAAUAUACGGAGAUGCGUCAAAUGGUGCAGGACUUCGGAACGUCUCUUCUGGACCACGCACGCACAUCCAUGGAACUCGAGGUGAUGCUCAACUUUAACCACGAGCCAUCGAACGACAUCUGGUGUCCUGGCCAGCGUCAAACGCUUGAACGAUUGAAGUUGGCUAUUCGUUAUAAACAAAAGACGUUUGUGGCCCAUCCGAAUGUACAACAAUUAUUGGCUGCCAUUUGGUAUGAAGGUCUUCCCGGCUUUCGGCGCAAGCAGGCUUCUCAGCAACUAAUGGACGUCAUCAAGCUAGGAUGCAGUUUUCCCAUCUACAGUUUGAAAUAUAUCCUGGCACCAGAAUCCGAUGGAGCCAAGUUCAUGCGCAAGCCCUUCGUCAAGUUCAUUACUCACUCCUGCUCCUACAUGUUUUUCUUAAUGCUUUUGGGUGCCGCCUCCCUGCGAGUGGUGCAAAUAACGUUUGAACUCUUGGCAUUCCCCUGGAUGCUGACCAUGCUGGAAGAUUGGCGCAAACACGAAAGAGGAUCCUUGCCAGGACCCAUUGAACUAGCGAUCAUAACCUACAUUAUGGCUCUGAUAUUUGAGGAACUUAAGUCUCUAUAUUCGGACGGGUUGUUUGAGUAUAUUAUGGAUUUAUGGAAUAUAGUCGACUAUAUAUCGAAUAUGUUCUAUGUGACUUGGAUUCUUUGUAGAGCUACUGCCUGGGUUAUAGUGCAUCGUGAUCUCUGGUUUCGAGGCAUAGAUCCUUAUUUUCCACGAGAGCACUGGCAUCCUUUUGAUCCUAUGCUCUUGUCCGAAGGAGCCUUUGCUGCCGGAAUGGUGCUCUCGUAUCUUAAGCUUGUUCAUAUCUUUUCAAUAAAUCCGAAUUUGGGUCCUUUGCAAGUGUCUCUGGGACGUAUGAUAAUCGAUAUCAUAAAGUUCUUCUUCAUUUACACCUUGGUGUUGUUCGCUUUCGGAUGUGGUCUGAACCAAUUGUUGUGGUAUUACGCGGAGCUUGAGAAGAACAAGUGCUAUCACCUGCAUCCUGAUGUGGCGGAUUUUGACGACCAGGAAAAGGCAUGCACUAUAUGGCGGCGAUUCUCCAAUCUUUUCGAGACAUCGCAAUCCCUUUUCUGGGCAUCCUUUGGUCUGGUCGAUCUGGUGUCCUUCGAUCUAGCGGGAAUCAAGAGCUUCACCCGCUUCUGGGCCCUUCUGAUGUUCGGUUCUUAUUCGGUAAUCAAUAUUAUUGUGCUGCUCAACAUGCUGAUUGCCAUGAUGUCCAAUUCGUACCAAAUCAUCUCGGAGCGAGCCGACACCGAAUGGAAGUUUGCUCGAUCCCAAUUGUGGAUGAGUUACUUCGAGGAUGGUGGCACCAUUCCACCGCCCUUUAAUCUCUGCCCCAAUAUGAAGAUGUUGCGCAACAUUUUGGGCCGCAAAAGACCUUCAAGAACCAAGAGCUUUAUGCGAAAGUCCAUGGAACGGGCUCAGGUCCUGCAUGACAAAGUGAUGAAGCUGCUAGUAAGGAGGUACAUUACGGCGGAGCAGAGGCGGCGUGACGAAUACGGCAUCACCGAGGAUGAUAUCAUUGAGGUGCGGCAGGAUAUCAGCUCCUUGCGCUUCGAGCUACUGGAGAUUUUUACAAACAAUAGCUGGGAUGUCCCAGAUAUUGAAAAGAAGACACAGGGUGUGGCUCAAACCACCAAGGGCAAGGUGAUGGAACGUCGUAUCCUUAAAGAUUUCCAGAUUGGUUUCGUGGAGAAUCUGAAACAGGAAAUGAGCGAAAGCGAAAGUGGUCGCGAUAUCUUUUCAUCUUUGGCCAAAGUCAUUGGCCGUAAAAAGACACAGAAAGGGGAUAAGGACUGGAAUGCAAUUGCGAGAAAGAACACCUUUACGGCAGAUCCUAUUGGCAGCAAGCGGUCUUCUAUGCAGCGUCACAGCCAACGCAGUCUCAGGAGAAAGAUUAUCGAGCAGGCCAACGAGGGUCUACUGAUGAAUCAGAAUCAAUUGAUUGAGUUCAAUCCCAACUUGGGCGAUGUUACCCGAGCUACCAGAGUGGCCUAUGUGAAGUUCAUGCGUAAAAAGAUGGCGGCCGAUGAAGUGUCCUUAGGCGACGACGAGGGCAAGCCCAAUGGUGAAGAGGAGAAGAAGCUGGAUCCCUCCGGGUCCAAAAAGUCAGUUUCUAGUGCAGGAGCUGGUGGUGGAGUUUCCAUGAUGGCUGCGGCUGCGAUGAGAGCGUCAGUCAAGAAUGUGGAUGAAAAAUCAGGAGACAAGGAUGACAAAUCCACCACUAUCAAAAAGCCAACUGAUGAUACUAAGAAGCCUGGGGACGACAAGAAACCAGGAGACGAUAAGAACAAACAACAGCCUCCCAAGGACUCCAAGCCACCGCCAGGACCACCCGGUCCGAAACCCGGUGAACAGAAGCCAGCUCCAGCGGCAGGAGCUCCCAAGCCGCAAAAUGGAACUAAUGGAUCUAAGCCCAAUGAUCAGCCAAAGCCCAAUGCUCCGGCGCCUCCAUCCAAGCCAGCUGAUAGCAAACCUGCGGCUCCGAAAUCAGGAGAAGCGGCCAAGCCCGAUGCGGCGGCCAAAAAAGAUGAGUCCUCAAAAGCUGAUGGAGCCAAGCCGCCGACUGGAACAGCUGGAGCCGCGAAGAGUGCUGCUCCUUCGGCUCCGGCGGACGCCAAGCCAGAUCAGAACACAAAAUCCGGCGCAGCUGAAGCAGCUGAGGGCACUAAGGCUGCCAAUGAGGCCAACAAGAAGGAAGACCCGAAGAAGAACGGACAGGAUCAGGCCAAGAAGCCGGGCGACUCUAAGCCUGGAGACUCUAAGCCAGGAGAUGCCAAGCCUGAUGAGAGCAAGAAGGCAGGUGAUGGCAAGGAUAAGCCAGGUGAUGAAAAGGAUAAGAAGCCGGGUGAUGAUAAGAACAAGAAACCAGGCGAUGACAAGGACAAAAAGCCAGGGGACGACAAAGACAAGAAACCUGGCGACGACAAGGACAAGAAACCUGGAGAUGACAAGGAUAAGAAGACGGGCCCAGACGACAAGGACAAGAAGCCAGGAGCAGCUCCAGCGCCGCUCAAGCCGGCGAUCAAGGUGGGACAAAGUAGUGCGGCUGCUGGCGGAGAACGAGGCAAGUCCACUGUUACGGGUCGUAUGAUCUCCGGAUGGCUUUAAGGGAAAACAGGUCAUCCGUAUUCCAAUUUCAAUUACAGUAGCAUUAAGGUCAAUGUAUGUGUGAACAAUAAACGAAUCCCAAAACAACAACUAAA
Messenger RNA from Drosophila ananassae, 4159 nucleotides. RefSeq names its product transient receptor potential protein (gene trp). Gene Ontology annotation, molecular function: inositol 1,4,5 trisphosphate binding; store-operated calcium channel activity; protein binding. Bases 186 to 4064 code for a protein of 1292 amino acids. Gene Ontology annotation, cellular component: cation channel complex; membrane. The record is from RefSeq and is a predicted model, not a curated record. NCBI's taxonomy places the organism in Eukaryota, Metazoa, Arthropoda, Insecta, Diptera, Drosophilidae. Gene Ontology annotation, biological process: calcium ion transmembrane transport; manganese ion transport; regulation of cytosolic calcium ion concentration. The transcript is spliced from 15 exons.